AUGCAGCAGUUCGAUCCAAAGCGGCAACCCCCGGCUGAUCCCCUCCAAAAAGCAGCCCCCACUCGUCCUCUCAAACCUUCACCUCUGCUCGCGGGUGAUUUCAACUCCCACCUUCAGACACGGCCAGCAAUGACUUCAAUUCUAAACACAAGGUUCUUGGGCCAAACCCUCGGCAGAACUGAGGACGGCGUGACCCAAUAUCUCGGUGUCAAAUAUGCCAAUCUCAAGCAUCGCCUGGCGGAUGCUGAGCUGAUCGAGAACCGCGUCGGAGAUGGCCUUGACGCAACAAAAGAUGGUCCAACCGCCGUAUCUCGCCCUUCGAGCUGGGAUCUCGAGCUCAGCACUAUUCAACACUCAUUGCCUAAGAAAGUGCUUUCUCAGUCUGACAUCGACUGCUUGAACCUGAACAUUGCCAUGCCCGCAGGAACUAGCCCUUCCUCCAAACUUCCAGUCUUUGUCUUCAUUCCCGAUGGCGGCUUCACUAUGGGAGCGAAUUCAUUGCCGCAGUAUGACCUAAAGCAUUUCGUGGCUUUAUCCGUUGAGAAGAAGCUUCCAGUCGUCGCUGUUUCAAUCAACUAUCGCUUAGGCGCUUUUGGUUUUCUGACAUCGCUGGAGCUACGGAAAGCCGGAUACCAUGGAAACAACGGGCUACGCGAUCAGCGAGUGGCUCUGAAAUGGAUAAAAAGGCAUAUCCAGGAUUUUUCCGGAGAUCCAUCCUAUGUGACGCUCGCAGGAAGAGCGUCUGUGACAUACCUCCUCGACGACGUCGAGCGGCUUUUCCAAGCCGCAGUAUUGAUGAGUGGCUCUUUCUUUCUAACCCCGCCACAGUCAGAUGAAGAGCAUGACCUCAAUUAUCUCAAAGCUAUGAAGGCACUGGACUUGAUGGAUGCCACACCAGAAGAGAGAAUUAAAGUUUUAUUGGAAAGGCCAGCCCAAGAUAUUGUAUCUCAAUUGCCGUCUUCGAUUCUGACCGCACCACGCGUCGAUGAAGAGUUAGUUCACCCAAAGCCGAGCUUUGCGGACGUCGACAACCCGGGAUCCUUUGUGCCACAAGGCAAGCUUUGGUGUCCACAUCUGAUGGUUGGCAAUGCUCAAAUGGACUCAACUAUCUUCAGACUCUUGAACCCCAGUUUAAAAACCAAUGCCGCGAAAAGAUUCACGGAUACUCUUCGCACCGUCUUAUCCGAGCACCCAAAUGAAGCAGACUACAUCUUGAAAUCCUACAACAUUACCCCUGACACCCCGGACGAACCAGCCUUUACCUCAAUCCUCGCCUACAUUAACGACAUAGCAUUCCUCGCCCCAACCUUGUGCCUUGCCCGAGGGUGGACCAAUGGCGCCUUCGUCUACUACUUCAAUGAAGGAAAUCCCUGGGACGGACCAAUAAAAGGGCACGCAACUUAUAACCUCGACGUGGCAUAUCUGUUCCAGAACUUUCGCGAGUUCCUCAGCCCAGCUCAGCAGGAAGUCGCCGCUGCGUUUGCGGAAGAUGUCUUGAAGUUCUGUUAUGCGCGGCCAGCGUGGCCUGCGGUGAAAUUUGGCGAGAUUGAAACGGGUUUCUCAGCGCGUGUGUAUGGCCCGAGUGAGCAAGGGCUGGCUGCUGGGUUGGUGCAGCAGCCUUAUGGAGUAGAGAGCACCCAGAGGGAUGUUCUGUUUAAGUGUGGGAAUGAGGUGUCGUUCGAUGAUUUGAUGGAGGUUUUUUGGGCUUUCAAGGAUAGCUCAUCUUGCUAG
Penicillium riverlandense is the source of this 1731-nucleotide messenger RNA. RefSeq names its product carboxylesterase. The transcript has 5 exons. The coding region runs from base 1 to 1731 and encodes 576 amino acids. The record is from RefSeq and is a predicted model, not a curated record. Lineage: Eukaryota; Fungi; Ascomycota; Eurotiomycetes; Eurotiales; Aspergillaceae.